Molecule: messenger RNA, 891 nt
Organism: Aspergillus calidoustus
Lineage: Eukaryota; Fungi; Ascomycota; Eurotiomycetes; Eurotiales; Aspergillaceae
Source: the annotation of a GenBank genome assembly
CCCGGGGACCCCAGGCAAACCAUUCACGCUUGGUCGUCCACCCGCAUCAGCCCAUCUAUCAGCGUAUCAAUCCACCCACGCAUCCAGAUCGGAUCGAUAACGUUGCACAACAUAAAGAUGAAUGUUUUUGACGAAGAAAAGAGAGGAUUCACUGCCCUCUACACACCAUCUAGGUCGGAAGACGGCAUAACAGUAGCGAUCCUGCUUGAGCUUUUGAGACAGCCGCACAGCGUACACAUAGUCGAUAAAGUGGAAGCAAUCAAUGACGUCGAAGCCAGGAACACCGCCACGUUAUUACCUGCGAUCGUCGACACGGCGGAUUCUGGCGUAAAGAAGAUUAUCGACGGAAACUUGAUUACCGAGUACCUCCUCGGUCGCUAUGACAAAGAUCUCAAGCUCUCUUGUCCAGAAGGAUCAAACCAGGCGAGGGAGGUUGAUGACUGGCUCUCGUUUCUUAAUGGAAGUGCUCAUCACUUCCAACCCCCGAGUGGCGAUAAUCUUUCAGGGGAGGAGACAACGCCUUCCGUCAGAGAGGUAUUGAGGAUAUACCUGCAUCUUGAGCAGCAGCUGCAAAAGAUGCUGACGCAAUAUCUUGUUGGCAGCAGACUAACACUGGCCGACUUGGUGGCAUUUCCCUUCGCGGCGACCGCAGACUCCUAUGGGCUUGAUCUGGAGCGUUUUCCUCAAGUAACUGCGUUGUAUAACAGAUUGAUGAGCGAGCAUUUUGUGAGGAGGGCCUUGGCUGCUGUUAAGAUAGCUUAAUCGGUUAUGUGGGCUUACUGGAGUUCAAUUGAUAUUUCUACUUCCGUUUCUAAGGAUUUUGUCUUGAAACCUCUGCCUCAUCUAGGGUUUCCGGUACUUGAUAUAAUGCAAAUUUCUCUUUUGGAGUCU